AUGGAUUCCGAGAUGAUACAGUUUGAUGAAUUCCUUGAGCAGGAUGCCUUUGACUUUGUGAAUCAAGCCAGCCAUUUGCCCAAUGAGGUCAAUUCAACCAUUCUGAACAUCAACAAGCUCAACUCACAGUCCAGCACUACUGUCUGGCAGUCUGAGGUUAUGAGCGUCCUUCGCCCUCUCAAAUUGGAGGGUUUGAUUGACUCUGAUCUGGCAAGACCUGAGCCUACCGACUCCCAGUACAGUAAAUGGCGCUUCUGGGGUCCAGUCAUUGCUAGGUGGCUUCUCAACCAACUGGAAGAACCAAUCCAGCAGCUGGUCAAGUCGCACACCCCCUACCUGACCUAUGCGGACGAUGUUUACAACACCAUCAAAUCCGUCAACUUGGGCAACCACCGUCUGUACAUCGAGCGCGAACUGGCGAAGUGGAACAACCUGAAGCGGGCCGACUACACCAAGGCCCAGGAUUUCAUAUUGGCAUACCAAAACCAAUACAACCGGCUCAAGAUGGAAGGAGAAGAAGGUUCCUGCGGUCUGGCACUGGCUCGGCUGUUGAAUGAGCUUGAAGCCGAAUGCAUCCGGGUCCCCUUUAUUCGAUCUGAGGUGGAUGCCAUGGCCAAAGAAGUUGAUUACCCUCUAUUCAACUACUACUGCCGUCUCCUGAUCAGAGAAUCCCGCGAAGCCCUUGCAGCUGGUACUGGUGGGGGAUUUGAUACUGGUCGUGGUGGAGGCGAUGGAGGCCAAGGCAGCAGCUCUGCGACCAGACAAGAGAUCUCAUAUCGCGCGUGGAGGAGGGGCGAGGGAAGGCAGCCUCGCUAG
Molecule: messenger RNA, 816 nt
Organism: Penicillium salamii
Lineage: Eukaryota; Fungi; Ascomycota; Eurotiomycetes; Eurotiales; Aspergillaceae
Source: the annotation of a GenBank genome assembly